UCGCGGCGAGGGUGAGGACGGACUCCCCUCUCCUGCAACGUGCGCGGCGCCCGACCCUCGGAAAUUCUGAAAGCGUUUCGCGCCUGUGCAGCUCGCGGGGGUGGCGAGGGACCGAAAAUCGAGGUGAAAGGAAACGUCCGCGGAUCCGGCCUAAGGGUCUCUCCUAGGGCUGGUGCGUAAUCGGUGUCCCGACGAAAAUAUUCUUCGGUCCCGCUGUGCGUGUGCGUCCUACGUGUACCACGAAUACAAACCGACCCUUAUCGGCGCGACCGCGCGCACACCUGGCCGUAUCGCGUCCAUCCCCCGAUAACCGUGUGUCCUUCUCGUGUCCCGUCGUCGUACUUCGGUUUUCGUAAACACGCACGCAACGCACACGCGUCGCGGUAACGACGUAGGGUAUAUCUCGGUUUCCGUGCGUGACUGUGUGUAUACGAGCGGACGCAUCGGCGAGGAUUUACAUACGGGCGGAUAAAGCGCGUCUCGACUGGCGUACGGCCGUGCAGCGUGCGAGUCCGGGGAUCCACGGGCGAUCGUCGCGAUACAACACCAGGGGGAUAGAGAGGACAGUUGCACAGAGUGCUCCGAUAACCGACGACACGGCGGACUCGUUCGAUCGCGGCGGUGGUGGUGGUUUCUUCCUCGCGUGACACACUUUUGUCGCCAGAGAGAAGAGAAACUCUCUCUCCUUUGGCAGACCUCCGAGAGAGGAGGGAACCGUCUUGGCGGACUGUGCGACAACCUCCCGCAAAAAUUGAUAAGUGCCCGCGGCCGCCUAAGUGAGAGUUCACCGCGGGUGAUUCGCGAGUGUGAUUCAGGCCCCGUGAUCAGUGAUCCGAGUUUUGUUGGUGUCUGACUGAGAGGUUCAAUCCUCUUCGACCCGUUUUGGAAGAAGUACCGAUUCCGAGCGACUGGCGGCCGUGAUUGCUCGCUUGGAUCCCGCGCUACCUUGGAGCCAGCCGGGAUUUUCGAUUAAAGACCAGGUGGAUCGCGUAGUACUCGUGAAUAACGGGGGUAUCAUGUGUCCCCGAUUGCAGCCCUCCUUUGAGGGUUGAUCCGACGACCCAGGUUCCCAGUGGCCCGUGUGUGAUUGUGCGCUGGAACUAGACCGUAGACGUCUUCUUAAGGGACACCGAUUUCGCUGAGGGAGCUGGUCCCAUCGAGGACUAACCGUGUACCACAUCCCCGCGUUGAAAGAGGACUUAAAACCUCGCAAAGAUGCGGGACCGGCUAUCGUGGUACAUGGUCUUCCUGAUCCUGCCGACAAUACUCCUGGCCAGGUCACUCGAUAAAGACCGGCGCGUACCCUACAGCAUACCGUCAGAUUGGAAGACGCUGUGGUUCAGCAAUCUGGACGAGCUGCAAAGAGUGAACGAUGCGAACGACAACAACACCGUCUCCAACGUCACGGUGCAACUGGGGGGCACCGCCUUUUUGCAUUGCAGAGUUCGCAAUUUAGCGGAAAGAACGGUGUCCGACACCGAGAUAUCUUGGAUACGACGACGUGAUUUCCACGUCCUGACCAGCUCUAUGUUCACGUACACGAACGACGAGCGGUUUCAAGUGUUGCACGCCGAGGGCUCGGACGAUUGGACUCUUCAAAUCAAAUACGUUCAAGAAAGAGACAACGGGACCUACGAAUGCCAGGUCUCGAGGAGUACAGGGAUAGUAUCACACUUUGUCAAUCUAAACAUAGUAAUACCAGAAGCAUUUAUAUUAGGGAGCGGCGAACAUCACGUCGACGUAGGAUCCAUUAUAAACCUCGUGUGCGUAAUAGAAAAGAGUCCAACGCCACCGCAAUAUGUUUUCUGGUAUCAUAAUAACCGAAUGAUAAGUUUUGACACCACGCGGGGCAACGUAAUGGUACAAACCGAUUCCAGUUCGACUCAAAGUCGGCUGAUAAUUCAGCAAGCGGUGGAAUCGGAUACGGGGAACUAUACGUGUAGCGCCUCGAACACCAAACCGGCGUCCAUCUUUGUUUUUGUCACAGAAGGUGACAAAAUGGCAGCCAUACAGCGCCGUAAAACAUCGGCUGCGGAGAAAAAUUUCUGUGAAUUGCUAGUACUAAUUGUCACCAUUGCGAUAGACGCCAUUUUAACGCGAUAAGCGUUUCUCUUCGAUAUGUCCAUAAUUAUUAUUAUACCGUUACUUCCGUUUGUGAUAGAUAGGCUACUAUUCUGCGAUUUUAUCCCUCUAUUCACUCUCCUUCUUUCCCUUCGAGCUGAACAUCGUACAACGCGAUUCUCGUUUUCUUACGUUCGUUCCUCCUUAUAUUUUCUCUUAGCCCGUCAAAUUUCUUCCACGUUAUCGUCGUAAAUCCUCGUUUAAAGUACCAUUCGAUUAGCUGUUCGCAAUCAUCGUCACAUCCUCCCGUACUUCUCGCCAUUAACGUCUUUCUUUUCAUUUUGUUUCCGUGGUUUCGUCGCCGAGGUUGCCGCCGGCUGAUUUAUUUCAAAAUACCGAGAUUUUCAUGGUAGAUUGUGGGUGUUCCAAGUCCACGUCUUGCGUGUAACUAAAACUGGUAGAAAUACUCGCGGAUAAUUGCAACUUCUCUCUCUCUCUCUCUCUCUCUCUCUCUCUCUCUCUCUCUCUCUCUUUUUCUCUUUCCUUUUCACUUCCUCUCCAAACGUUUCUAGGCAGAUACGUCAAUUUUCUUCAACACAGUACACAUUGAAACGGUCUCGAACAAUAAAAAUAAUCUCACCACGGAGAUCGUUUCGGAAUCGUAAAAAUGCUUGUCGUUUUUCCGUUUCACAAGGUAAACGUAAUUCCCUGUAAUCGCUAUACGUGACCAGGUUACGUAAAAUGCGUAUCAGAUUCGUAUAAUAAUAGAGGCACUAGGUUACACAGCUAAUCCCCAAGAGCUAAAUAAAACACGAUAGACCCGAGAUAUUUUAUUGCAAACAUGGAUAACGCGCGCGUUCUUUACACGUUCUCCACUUUUACUAUGUUUCUUCGCAAAUAGACGAACAAGUAAAAUCUCCGUGAUCGGAACAGUUCAUGGAAUCGCUCGUUCUUGAGUCGCGGGACUUUUUUGCGACUUAAUCGAAGAGCUUUCUAAACAUUUAGUCUGCAUUUUCUUUUUUUUCUAACGAGGGUCGUAUGUUACGUAGCUUCCCAUAGUGUUCCUUAUACAAAUCUAUGUUUGCAACGUUAGGAAUGUUUUUGUAUGCAGAAGAAAUCGUACAAAAGUAUGCAAUUAUUUCCAAUUUGUCUUAAAUCCAAUAUUUGAUCAAUUCUAUAAACUACAAACCGUUCGAAUCAUCAAGUAUAUUGAAUGCAUAUUUUUUGUCUAUAAUUUUAUUAAUACCAUUUAUAAAGAAAAGUAUCGCGAAAUAUUUUGAUCAUUUGAGCGCUUGAUAAUUAAGUGCGACGACUCAAUAGAUACACCCCUUAACAAUAGCAUACUUCCCGUUAGGAAUAUAUAUUUCAAAUAGUUACCAAGAAAUGGCGAUCUUUUCAAGUUUGUAUUUAUUGGAUUUAGGACAUUUUAGAAGAAACCUGUUCGAUUACUUUCUCUUUGAGCUUCGUCGAAUACUUUCCGAAAACCGGCGGCAAAUCGUUUUCUCGGUAAAAAUUUAAUAACAAGCAAUGCUUUCCCGUAGCAUCUGCGCGACAUCAGUUUGAUUUCACGUUUUCCGUAACACGAUUUAUCCUCUUUAAUACUUACAACGAGUUUUCGAUCAGUUUAACGGCUAUCAGGAUGGGCAACAAUUCCACGUCGUGGCAGUUUUCCACAAGUUUUGCGGCCGCUUUCGUUCGAUCGCCGGAGACAUGGCACAAACACGAGCGUGCGUGAACGAAACUUUGAAAUUGAUAGUGUUACCAGGUAUCGCUUCGAAUUUGCGAGUACCCCGCAUCCCCUUUAAUAACCCUCGGCCCCUUCUACUUCGGUUCUCGCACCGUUCCCAUAAUUAAUCACCCACUUAGAACGUUUCAAUUUCAUUUUAUCAACAAUCACGCAGUCUCCCAUCGUUACAUUCGAAACAUGCAAAGCGUGACUGCUGGAUCGAUAUUAAUCCUCUAUUGCAUAAUGUUAGCUGAUUACGAACCCGAUAAAACGACUCGUAAAGUUCGCCGGGGGAAAAUUUACGGGAUUUCCACGCGAUAAUUUCGCAAGGCACCUGGCCGAUCUGCUGGUUCCCUCUUUACUUUGGUUAAUUAAUUAAUUCGCGUACUUGCGAAUAAUUGCGAAAUAACGUCGAUUUGGAUUCGUUUGGAUACGAAAUAAAAUUCGUGCGAUAGAGGGUUAAGCGCAACGAUUAGCUAAAGGUGCCGAUGACACUGUUCGCUACUCAAAAUUAAUAUGUAGAUACGAAGAUGGAACCAUUAGGACGACGAUUCGAUGCACGUCUGCGUCGAGAUUCAACAAAAUUGUAAAACCGCGACGUGUACGAUUACGAAACAAGAUCAUUGUAAUUUCCAGCAAGAUUUCGCAAACAUAUCUGAAUCAAAAAGAACAAUUCGUCGGAUAAUCGAAGGAGGACUCCGAUUCUUCGUUUCGACGGUAGCCGAGGGUGAAAAGGAAUGCGAACGAAACACUUCGUUUUACAUGGUUUUAACGUUUUGCUAACUUUUAACCACGCGUUAGGGUUCGUUAUGUAUUCGUCGACAUUUCGUCUGCAUCAGGAUUGGAAUUAUUUUUCAGGAACUCGCGCGUAAAGAGAGAACAACACCGAACAACAUUACAUAUCGUGGUUGCGUUAAUGAUGCCACUGCUCUGGAAAUAUAAUAAUUGAAAGAAGAAGAUAAACAUAAAAGAAAAAAAAAUAAAUAACGACAAAGUAACGUGUGAUUUUUUAGGAGGCUCAAUUAAGCAGCACGGUGUGCGUUUCCGUAUCGACGAUACACGGUGGAGAACAACAAAAUGCAGACGAAAAGUUUUAAAAAAAAGGGAUCAAAUACUGGAUACUGUAUUUAUUAAUUCACGUUCGAUAGAAUCCAGGAUGAUGGCGAAAACAAAUUAACGUGUCGGGUUUACGUAACAGGAACGACACGCGCGCACGGCGGCCGAAACGUUUUUUCCAAAAUGAUAAAAAUAUUCUCGUCGACUGCGACGACGAAACGAGAUUUUACAAAAAAAAAAAAUAAAAAACUCUUCGAAAUAAGUCUGCGUAUUAGUUAGAAGUUCUGAAUGCAUGUACGAUGAUGGACUUCCCUCACGUUCCGUGAGUCCAUUGCGUGUACGAAUUUCACGUGAAUAGAAUCGUACGCGUAUCGCGUGGUACCGCUAUCGAUUAAAUAGAAGAAGUGUAUGAUGAACGGUACGACGAAAAAAAAAAAAAGAAAAUAAGAAGGAUAAUAAAAGAAACCACGACACUUAGACUUAUUUCGAUCGAUUCAUUCACUCGCUUCCCUCACUCUCUACGUCGUAAGUCGUCGAUCGUUUGCGUAAAAAGAAAAGAACGUUAGAAAAGAAAAAAAAAACAGAAAAAAAGAAGAAGACAAAGUACUUCCGCGAGAAUCUCUCAUCUUGUUUUCCGUCUGCGUAAAACGACCGCCCUUUUCCCCCCUUCCUCGAAAGCCCAAUUUUUGUCACGCAAUAUCGAAGUAUUCCAUAAAAUAGACCUAAAAGAAGAAAUGGUAGUCAAUCGUCAUUUAAUAAUUCCGAUCUCAAUUUACGAAAGUAGGGUAAACUCGAACGAGUGGAACGAUAUUGUUACGCGUUUUGAGAGAGACGAUCGAAUCGUAGGAAAGAACCCCAGGCGAAUGGACGCAUUCACCGAUAUCAACGAAUGAGUUAUAGGAACGUCACUGUGUUUUGGUUCGUCUAAGUAACGAUCGGUAAUUGCGUAAACUGUGGGUGGACCGAUUGUUUCAAGUUCGUUGGGCGAUAGGAGCAAUCACCUUGGCUGUAAUUUCUUGGCGAUGGUCGAGAUUAGGAGAUGGAGAUGUUUCUUGGUGUUUCCUGUUUAGUAUACUCUAGGUUUUAUUUUAGAGGCAUAUUUAGAGGCAUACACCUAGGACAAGUGAAAGUCAAUUUGAUAUUUACCAUUUCUUUUUAGACGAGGUAAAAGCUAUGUCGACUUUACAGAAAAUGAUUCAAUAAACAAAUAAUAUUGACGAUGCAAUAGGUAAUAAGAGAUUAUAUCGUUGAUUUACUUUUCAGGAAUCAAAUUUAUUUACCCAAAGAGAAUCGCAUUAAAAUAGAACCAAAAUUGUUCAUAUUCAAUAAAGGACACCUGAAAAGAUAUUUCUCUCUUCUUACAACACGAUCGUUAUUAAGAAACUGCAAUCGAGAAAGAUUGCCGUCAUUAUCCGACGAAGUUGAACAAAUAAUUAGCCCGCUGUUUGAAUAAUUGCUCAUCACUGAUAUAUAAUUUGAUUUUCCUCGGAGGAUGAACGAGCAUAGAAACGCAAGAGAAAAAGAGAGGAAGAGAAACGCGUCAACGGCUUGAAUAAAAUUGAUCUCUUUCCGGUCUAAGCAAGGAAAAUUCGCUAGAGACGUAAGAUCAGUAGGAUAAUAGGUAAUAAAAAUCUUUAUUACUCGAAACGAAAAUUCGAUAAGCGCGACGCGUUUUUACACGUUCCGCGUGCGUAAUCUCCGCAUCGAUAGUAUCUACCAUAGAAAAUCUUUGUGUAUUUACGCAUCGUAUGUAUCAUCUCCGACGUAAAUUUAAGUUACGUUUACUGUUGUAAGAUUUAUACACGUCGUCGGUCUCUCAUGUCGGUGAAAUCCCGUUUUUUCAUUAUAGUACCUAGGUACACGGAGAGAGCAAACAAUUUUUCGUACGUUGCUUAACGUUUUUCGCCCGCCUUUUUACGAACCUUUGUGUCUUACUUCGAACAUUAUUCGCAUCCGUUGAAACCGAAUUUUAAUAAAAAUCCACAAUUGAAA
Molecule: messenger RNA, 6835 nt
Organism: Hylaeus volcanicus
Lineage: Eukaryota; Metazoa; Arthropoda; Insecta; Hymenoptera; Colletidae
Gene: dpr12
Product: zwei Ig domain protein zig-8
Exons: 7
Coding region: 1216-2103 (295 amino acids)
Biological process (GO): synapse organization
Cellular component (GO): neuron projection membrane
Source: RefSeq, a predicted model, not a curated record